AGUCGCCACGUGCGUUUGGUGACGCCACAGACGUCAAAGUGUUUGUGUUUACGUUGCGAGGCGAAGAACAAAAUUUUGCAAAUAUAUCAAUUUUCUGGCUAGGAAACACUCUCAGAAUAAGCCACUAUCGUCAUGAGUAAGCGAGGUGGAAGAUUUGGAGGAAAAUUUCAGGGGAAGAAGCGAAAGUUCCACGGAAAUCAGGGAAAAUUCCCACACAAGGCGGAAGGUUUCGUGCGGGAGAUGAUCAAUGUCCAGGAAGUCGAUGUCGGGAUCACAGAGUUUGUGGGAGAUUCUCUGGGCUUCUCGGGCAUCAUCAAGUGUAAAUUUUCAGACUUCCAAGUGAAUGAAAUUGAUCUGGAUGGAAAUGUUGUGAAAUUGACUGACACUUCCGUGCCAGAGUGUCAAGUUGAUAAACUUCCUGAUAACGGAGAAUCUCUCCUGAGUGCAGAAGAUUUAACAUCAUUGCGUGGCCUCUUGGAGAACUCAGAUAAGGAAUUCCUGGAAAUAGACGUGACAGAGAUGAGCAAGGAGCAGCGAACGCAAAUUCACGCUGGCAUCCGGGAAGAGUUUGGUCAGAAAAUCAUCGCAAAUACCAUUUCCAAGGAGGAGAGGAAGUUUAUCAAGUGCUUCAAACCCAAGAAAAACGGUCGUGAUCAGGAGAGAACUCGAUGGCUCUGGCCACAUCAGUACAUCUAUUUCGUGCUUCACAAGAUGAACAUCGACACCAUGAAGGCUGCCAGUGCUCUCGCCAGCAGCAUGAGGAUCAAACCCUCUCUUCUGACCUAUGCUGGAACGAAGGACAAGAGAGCUCUGACUUCUCAACUGUUCUGUGUGAAGCGCAGAGAGCCGGCGAUGAUCAUGGCAGCGGCGAAAAGGACAAAUAACAUUGAGGUGGGAAAUUUCACCAGCCGUCCGGAGGUGUUGAAACUCGGUCAACUCCGGGGAAAUCGCUUCAGAAUAGCACUGAAGGAAAUCACAGCAGAUCCUCAAGUCAUUGGAGACUCUCUCCUAAGCUUCCGCGAGAAGGGAUUCAUCAAUUACUACGGGUUGCAGAGAUUCGGGAAUUCCGCUGUUGUUCCUACAUUUACCAUUGGAAGAGCCCUGCUCAAGGGCCAAUGGUUGGAGGCAUGCGAAUUGAUACUGAAGCCCCGUCCGGGAGACUUGCCGGAUAUGCAACGCGUGCGUGAGUGCUGGUGGGAGAGUAGAGAUGCAAAGAAAGCCCUGGCUUUGGUGGAUGGACAUCAGAAGUGCAUAGAAAUUGAUCUGUUGAGAGGAAUGUCCCAGCAUGGAGCCAAUGAUCUCGUGGGAGCUCUGGAAAAAGUGCCCAGGAAUACUAGACUUCUCUACAUUCACUCCUAUCAGAGUCUGAUUUGGAACAGGAUUGCUUCCAAGCGAUUCAAACUGGGACUGAAACCACUACCUGGAGAUCUUGUUUACAGGGAGGAAGCAUCUGAGGUUGCUGAGAAGGAUCUGGAAGACACUAUUGACGAAGAGGAGUCAGAUGAGGAGGAAGAUUGUGGUCAGGAAGAGUCAAAGUUCAAGAAUAUGGUGAAAAGACUCACAGAAGAGGAGGCGAAAUCAGGCAAUUACAGCAUCUUUGAUGUCGUUUUACCCCUUCCUGGACAUGAUAUUACAUACCCAAACAAUCAAUGUGGGGAAUGGUAUCAGGAACUCCUGGCCACUGAUGAUCUCUCUUCCGAGAAACUAAAGCAGAAAGUCAAAACAUAUUCGCUGGGCGGGACGUACAGAAAGUUCAUGGCCAAACCUGAGAAUCUUACCUGGAGUUUAAUGAAGUACAACUCAACAAAUGACCUACUUCUGGCCUCAGAUGUGGAUGAGAUGCGCAACAAAGUGAUUCCUGAGGAUCCAAAUGGAACAAAAACCGCGCUGCUUCUGGAUUUCUGUCUUCCCUCAUCCACGUACGCCACAAUGGCUCUCCGGGAGGUUCUCAAGACGGACACAUCCACGGCAGCACAGAUAAAGCUGAAUCCCAAGGAAAAUUCUCCAGACGCCGAAGCCGUUAAGAAGGCAAAAGUUUGAUUUUGCCACUAGAGGCGCUGACUGUUCUCUGCUGUCAAAACAAAGCUGCGAAAGAAA
This is a messenger RNA of Phlebotomus argentipes, 2097 nucleotides long. RefSeq names its product pseudouridylate synthase 7 homolog (gene Pus7). The record is from RefSeq and is a predicted model, not a curated record. NCBI's taxonomy places the organism in Eukaryota, Metazoa, Arthropoda, Insecta, Diptera, Psychodidae. Gene Ontology annotation, molecular function: pseudouridine synthase activity; RNA binding. The transcript is spliced from 4 exons. Gene Ontology annotation, biological process: pseudouridine synthesis. Bases 133 to 2040 code for a protein of 635 amino acids. Gene Ontology annotation, cellular component: nucleus.